Molecule: messenger RNA, 1589 nt
Organism: Raphanus sativus (radish)
Lineage: Eukaryota; Viridiplantae; Streptophyta; Magnoliopsida; Brassicales; Brassicaceae
Product: F-box protein At5g65850
Exons: 3
Coding region: 230-1441 (403 amino acids)
Molecular function (GO): protein binding
Source: RefSeq, a predicted model, not a curated record
AAAGCUGGUCUUAAAUCUGGUGAUCAAGUUCUGUACACAAGCAGCUUCUUUGGAGAUGAGCUUUGGCCUGCUGAUAAGUUGGGGUUCACUAAAACCGCUAUUCAGGCCAAACCUGAUUCUGUCUACUUUGUUGUCAGCAGGGUUUUGACAAGUACAUGAACCUAGUGUUGGAUGAAGCUGAAGAAGUGAGCCUCAAGAAGAUUAACAGGAAACCAUUUGUGUCUCCGCCAUGAAACCGCGGCGGCAGAACGUCUCGGGUCGAACCAUCUAUCGGCGCUUUACGCGAUCGAUGACCAGACUUCAUCAAAACUCGCUCCCGGUUCCUGAUGAACUCGUUUACGAGAUACUCUCGAGGUUGCCGUCGAAGGCUAUAGCGAGAUGUCGUUGCGUAUGCAAUCUCUGGUCCUCCGUGCUUCGCCGUCAAGACUUCACAGACUCCUUCUUGACCAAAUCGAGUGCUCACCCUCAGCUUCUGUUCGUCUUCGAAGGCUAUAGCGAGAUUCACUUCUUCUCGUCGCCUCAGCCUGAAAAUCCGGAAGAGAACUCGUAUGUUGUAGCCUCCAAUCAUCUUGCGUGCUUCCCAAGUCCCUUUAGCUUAUUUUUGUGUACCAGUGGCUUCUCGUGUUAUGGACAGAACCUGAUCUUGAAUUGCAAGGCUAAGAUGGUAAUAUGUAACCCCAGCACGGGACAGUCCUUCACGUUACCAAAAUUGACGUUUAAGAGGAAGACAAACUAUGUAUUGUACACCUAUUAUGGGUAUGAUCUGAUUGAGAAAAAUUUCAAGGUAUUGUCAAUGGCAUGUUGGCCUGCAAGUAAUGGAUUGACCUCCGUGGAGCACCAAGUUCUGACAUUAGGAGCUAAAAGAUUGUCAUGGAGGAUGGUAGAAUGUUGCAUCCCACAUUUGCCUUCCUGUGGUUCUAAGUGGAUAUGUAUCAGCGGUGUUUUGUACUACUUAGCCGCAGCCAACAGUUGGUCUUUGGAAUCUAUGGUAGUUUGUUUUGAUUUCAGGACUGAGAAGUUCACCCUUAUUAAUUGCAUGGAAACUUUCAAUAGAGCACUGCCUGAUUCAACAAAUAUGGUAAACUACAAUGGCAAACUAGGUUUGCUUAUGUCGGGAGAUUCUCAUGAUGUUACUCCAGCAAGUACAAGUUUUGAGCUGUGGGUUCUGCUUGACGCUGCAAAACAUGAGUGGUCCAAGCAUGUAUACGUAUUACCACCUUCUUGGGAGGAUGUAGUUGCAGAGACCAUGUGCAUUACUGGAAUGGUUGGUACAAAUGAAAUUGUCUUCUCCCCGCUCUACCAAAGAGUGCCUUCCUAUGUUAUUUACUUCAAUGUGGAGAGAAAGACAAUAACAAAAGUUGGAAUAUUAGGGAUGGAAGCGUUUCAGGGUAAGAUAUUCAACACCUAUCUUAACUUUGUUGAGAAUGUGAAGCUUCUUUAAGCAUUUUAAGUGAGUAGGCGUCGUUUUCAUUUUGUGUGUUGUUUUUUUUCUAGCGUCUUAGUUUGAAGCUUCUGUAAGCGAAAAAUCUUUGUCAUAAACUCUUUAAGAUGAUGAUGAUUUAAUUAUUAAUCAAAAAGCUUGAUCCUAA